GAGAUUUCUAACUGCCAACUUGUCAGCGCGGUAGAACCUGCUCCCUGAAGAGGGGUUUGAGGAGACUGAGCGCACAGCAGACAGUUGGAAGACUGCACAGGUCAGUGCGUGUGCUUUGUUAACUUCAGCUCAGUGAUUUCUGGAGACCACAGAUCAAAGUACAGCCUCCCAGGUCAUUGUACUUAUGAGAUGCAUUUCAUCGUUUGCAACAGUCCACCGCCUCCUCCUGGGUUUCCCUAGGCACCUGUGCAGAGACUGAGUGAGAACGCAGCUUUGCAGGUAUUGCCAAGAUGAUCCAUUUGCAGAAACCACAGCUGCUGCAGAUGCUAGAAACGUCCUUGAGAAACAGCCUUCCCGAGUCUCUAAAGGCUUAUGGCACCAUCUUCCACAUGUACCAUGGAAACCCAUUCAAUCUAAAGGCUGUAGUGGACAAGUGGCCUGAUUUUAGUACAGUGGUUGCUUGCCCUCAAGAGCAGGAGAUGACCGACAACUUUGAUCACUACACCAAUACCUACCUAAUCUAUUCUAAGGAUCUCAACAAGUGUCAAGAAUUCCUUGCCACGUCAGAUAUCAUUAACUGGAAACAACAUUUGCAGAUCCAAAGUACACAGGGCAGCCUAGAUGAAGUAAUACAAAAUCUUGCAGCUUCUAAGUCGGUCAAGGUCAAGAGAACAGAGUGCGUUCUUUAUAUGAUGCCUGACACAGCAAAGAAACUGGUCCCUUCACUUCUGGAGACAAUGAACCUCCCUCCUCAACCUGUCAAAUCCAAUGCUAUUAACCAAGAGAUGUUUAAACCUUCAACAAUGGAUGUGGCCCACGCACCAUUGGUAAAUAAAUUCUGGCAUUUUGGUGGCAAUGAGAGGAGCCAGAGAUUCAUAGAGCGUUGCAUCCGGACCUUCCCCAGCCUCUGCCUGCUGGGGCCUGAUGGGAGCCCCGUGUCAUGGUUCCUGAUGGACCACACUGGAGAGCUGCGAAUGGGAGCUACUGUGCCUGAGUACCGAAACCACGGUCUCAUCUCCUACCUCAGCUUCAAGCAGAGGGAGGCUCUGAACAAACUGGGCUUCCCUUUAUACUGCCACACAGACAAAUCCAACAAAAUUGUCCAGAAACUGGGUGGUACUCAGGGCUUUGUCCCCAUGCCCUGUGAUUGGAACCAGUGGAACUGUGUGCCUUUGGGAAGUGAGCUCUAAGCAUGCCCUGAACACAAGACAGUGUUGUGGGCUGUGCAUGCUGCCACCAAGGUGGAUGAAUGCACAGAGAGAUGGAAUCGUGUCAAUCAGCAGUCUAGGAGGGGGCAUACUGACACUUUAUGGAUGUUCUUCACGUAGAGGAAAGCUUUCGCCAACAAACCUAUCUAAAUUUCCUAAUGACCAUCCAAAUAUUUUCUGUAUAAGUAUCUUAUCUGGACUUAGGCAUGUAAACUCCUAAUUAGAAAAUUUGCCUUUUUUUUUUUCUCUAGAAGUCAGUGAUCUGUUGCUACUCUGCUGUUUGUCUGCCGUCUUACAGGUCUUCAGGAGCAAGCACACACUGACCAGAGGAGCCCAAUCAUUAAGAAAGACUGAAGCCAGUAUCUCAGGCAGCCUCCUCAGACGCCUAACAUUUGCAUUUGAGUUUCAGUCUUCUCUCUCCAGAGAGACUACAGGAGCUGUGAGCUUUCCGGGCUGAGCCAGGCUGGUCCAGUGCAGAGGGACUCUGGUGAUUGAGUGGGUGCUAGUCCCACCUUUGCUCUCAGCUCCCCUACUCCUCAGGCAUCUGGAGUUUGUUAGUCCUAUCAGCAUACUGAUAUAGGCAACACAGAAUCCAGUCCCUUAGGCAGCCACGUAAAAAGGCCAAAUGUUGGAUGAAUGUUUCAACUCUUGGCUUUAGCAGGAAUACGAUAGGAUUUUGGUGGUUUUGCUUGCUUACUUUACAUUAAGAUAAGGAGAGGUGCUAUUGCCAGCAUGUGUGCAUUAUUCCACACCAUUCCUUUUGUGUUCAGCAGCCCCUACCCCUGCUCUUUUUGCCUCAGCAUUCAGACUCAGGAAGGAAAAAACCCAUCACUUGCUCACCUUGGAAAGGUCAGGCUACGGAACAAAUUGCCCAGACUGCUCUUUCCCCUUCUAGGGAGAAGCCAGGAGUCAAGGACUUGCAGUUAUGGGGUAUUGUAACAGGUGAGGGGUUGUAUGUGUUUUCCUGCUGGCUUUGGUGGACUUCAUCCUCAUCUGGUGUACAGGAGUGUCUUCACAGGUCUCUGGAUUUCUCCAAAGGCAAAUUGAUCUCUGUGUUAAUUCGCUUAAUGUGUCCAGGGCAGCCAGAAGGAGGUUUUGCAGGGCAUACUAUUCCACCGUGUUGCUGACACUGAUUGACUUCUGUUCUCACAUAUUUUAUUUGAUAAUUUUUAGUGUUCCAUUCACCCUAAUUAGUGCUAAUUGAGAUCCUAGGAUCUGGAUAUUGAUAUUUCAAAUAAAAUUUACAA
This is a messenger RNA of Ochotona curzoniae (black-lipped pika), 2455 nucleotides long. Its product is annotated as glycine N-phenylacetyltransferase-like. The coding region runs from base 291 to 1190 and encodes 299 amino acids. NCBI's taxonomy places the organism in Eukaryota, Metazoa, Chordata, Mammalia, Lagomorpha, Ochotonidae. Gene Ontology annotation, molecular function: glycine N-acyltransferase activity. The transcript is spliced from 6 exons. The record is from RefSeq and is a predicted model, not a curated record. Gene Ontology annotation, cellular component: mitochondrion.